Molecule: messenger RNA, 3914 nt
Organism: Carassius auratus (goldfish)
Lineage: Eukaryota; Metazoa; Chordata; Actinopteri; Cypriniformes; Cyprinidae
Product: pollen-specific leucine-rich repeat extensin-like protein 2
Exons: 5
Coding region: 169-1050 (293 amino acids)
Source: RefSeq, a predicted model, not a curated record
AACAAUUCUGGUCCGUUAAAUCUACGUUUUGCCACUCCGUUAUCCGUUUGUCAUCUAUGAAGACGACAUCGCGGAAGGUGUAAGCGUAACUAAGCGUAACUCAGAAAACCAUUUUUCCCGUUUGCUAACUCUUCACAGUGAAACGACAUAUGAGGAUAUGAUGGUGAAAUGGCUCCCCCCGGUUCAAAUAUUGAGCACCAAGCCUUUGACGCUAUUAAUACACAGGCCGCGAUUGAUCCAGACAGCGCAGCCGAUGAUUUUAUCCAAUUCAUCACACAACCCGCCUUUCAGACAGUUAUCGAUCUCACGCAAGAUGGCGACGAAGAUCCCACCGUCAACGUAACAGACAACAUUCUACCCGACCCCGCUCCGGCCCACAUCGAGAAUCCAAUAGGAUCCUACGACGAAUCACUCCCCGGACCCGCUGACGAACCAGCAAGAAAGAAGACUAGAAAAACGAAUCGCCCCACCUCUCCGGUCAGUCCUGGACCGUGUGACGAACCACCAAGAAAGACUUAUCGUUUUACUGCGGUGGUCCGACCUGAACCGAACGGCGAACUUCCGAGAAAGGCUUAUCGUUUUCCCCCGACGAUCAGUCCUGAGAGCUCUCCAGAGAGGAAAACUCUCUGUCUGACACCACCGAACAGCCCGGCGACCAGUCCUGAGACCGAGCUGUUUUAUGACUCGAGUAGAAGCCAUAAGGAUGACGUGACUACCUGGGGCAUGUCUCAAAUCGAUGCCUGGGACCAGAGUUCUUGGACGAGCGAGCGUGACGAGGUGUCUACCACCAACGCGGGUCAAACGCCAUAUCCUUCUCCCUCACCGUCGUCGGAAGAAGUAGAAGUGGAAGAAGUGCCGGCGCCUCAGCCGGUUGACGAAUCAUUCGAUGAUCUGCCUCCGUUUCAUAGCCCCAUUAAUUCGAUUCAGUCAUUCGGUCAAGUGUUUCGCGAUGCGCAGGUUGACAUAAACAACAAAUACGUCGAACUCCGCGACGUACAAGAUGAUAUUAACAACAAAUUGAUCGCGUUGGGCAACGAGUCUCGUAUAUAAUCCAUAUAUUUAUAUUUAUAUAAUCCGAUAUUUCAAGUAAUUCUUAUAUCUCACGUCUGCUAUGAUUGUUUAAAUAUUUCAUGUAUGCUUUUUAUACUUUGUUUUACAUAUAUAAUCCGAUAUCUGCUUUUAUACUCUGAUUUGUCAUAUAUGCUUUUGUAUUCUGAUUUUGUAAUAGUUCAUGUAUGCUUUUUUAUACUCUAUGAAAUGUGUAAUAGUUCAUGUAUGCUUGUUUUAACUCUAUGAUUUUGUAAUAGUACGUGUUUUGGUCUGAAAUCUAAAAAUGGACGGUUCAGACGACUUACGUCAAUCCUCCACAGAACUGACGCCGGACGAGAUCGAGAUGCUAAGUUUACUUCCGGACUCUUUAGAACAGUAUUUGUUUAAUCAAGAAUCCCCUCCUAUUUUGGAUCUUUUUGAAUUAGCCGUAAAUCCAAAUAUGAAUUUGUUCGAUCCUCUGCUUAGCCUAGACACCGACCCCGUUGUACAACACGGCGGUGUUUUAAACCCCCCACCGACGGUGUGUACCGAGGCUGAUCCUGACAACACAGACCACCCCGCCGGUAAUGAUACUCCGCAAGCGUCCACAUCAGGUAACGUCGACCCUACUACACAGACUCGAUUAAGCCGUACAGACGUUGACAGGUUGAUUCGUGAGGGUGGGGACGUUAACGGAUAUCAUGUUUUACCGCGACCUCGUUUCAAUAGCGUGACAUUGAGAAGGACUACGAAUCUGAGAGAGAUUAACUCUACAGAUUUGGCCUCUUACCACGCCCGCUUACACGACAUGCUUACUGGAAUUGUGAAUUUCGCUAGGGAAUUUGACACAAAUUCUCCGGUGAUCAAUAUCACAUUGACGGCUCCCAGUUUACAGACGCCCGUUAGCGGGAUUUUAACUCGCGGUAAUAAUUACGACGUGGAUGGGUUUAUGGAUCAAAUCGAAAAAGUUUUACAGAGCAACGACCGGUUACUAUCUGACCAAACCGUAGAAUUUGAAGCUUCCGUAGCCAUGAACAGACAAGGCGGGGGUCGUCGGAAACUCACGGACUUGGCUGUGGAUGAGGUGAUCAAAAGGAAAAAGACGAGUUUAUUUUGCCCGAUCAAUAUUUCAAAUAAUUUGUGCUUCUCCAUCUGUCUCGCCCGUUUUCUAAACCCCCAACACCCCGAGAGCGAGUUAGAAAAACUGGCUUCCGUCAUCCAAAACAGCGUCGGCUUCUCCAUCCAAGACCGAAUCGGUCUCGGCGACAUAGCCUCGUUCGAACGAGCGCUAGACAUUAAAAUCGUCGUAUUUCACAGAUCUAACGCCAUGAUCUUAGAAACCUACAAAAAUUCAGAUGAACCCCAUCCAAAAACGGUCUUUCUGUAUCUCCACGACGACCACUACUACAUGAUAACGAGUUUGAAGGCGUUCCUCGGUUCAGCAUAUGUGUGUCCAUUUUGCUACAAAUCUUACAGCAACCGCAGAGACCAUCGAUGUAAGCACGUCUGCAACAUCUGUUUCGAUGCGGAUUGCUACAGGUUCCAAGCGAGAAACCUACAUUGCCCCGAUUGUUUGCGUUACUGUAAAUCGGCUUAUUGUUUCGAAAUGCAUAAAAAAAACCCGCCUCCCGGUCAGGAAUACCCCGCCUGCGAUAUGAUCAAAUACUGCAAACUAUGUAACCGACGUUACGACGUUAAACCGGGCAACCAGAAAACCAAACACAUAUGCGCCCCAGACAAAUGUGUGCAUUGUCGAGAGUCUCUGACGGACGAUGGAGCACAUCAAUGCUUUAUACAACCUCUAGAGCUUAAGGAACCGUGUGAAAAGUAUAUUUUUUAUGACUUUGAAUCGCGUUACGAAAACGGACGCCACGAGGCUAAUUUUGUCUGUGCCAUGACGUUCAAAGGUCAGAAAUUUACCGCCUACGGCACGGACUGCAUCGCUAAGCUAAUCAAGCGCUUCAGACAGCCCCGAUACAAAGGCUACUGCUUCAUCGCUCAUUACGCCUCCAGAUUUGAUGCCUUUCUAAUUCUGGAGUAUUUUUGCAAAGCGGGGAUCGUGCUCGAGGUCAUAAUGCAAGGGUGCAAACUACUCCUGAUGUACGACGACGCAUUUGCCCAACGAUACAUCGAUAGCUACUCAUUUUUCCCAUUCGCUCUCGCCAAAAUGCCCGCUGCGUUAGACUUGACGACGACCGAAAAAGGCUAUUUCCCCCAUCUUUUCAACAGGGUGGAAAAUGAGAACUACGUCGGACCGUACCCUGACAAAAAGUUCUACAACUACGAGAACAUGUCGGAUAAAGCCCAAGAAAAGUUUGACGCGUGGUACAGCACGGUCAAGGGUGAGCUCUUUAAUUUCAGGAAAGAACUGUACGACUACGGCGUUAACGACGUCGUGUUAUUGCGUGAAGGUUGCAUGAAGUACAGGACGUCAUUCCUACACUGCACCCAACUAGACCCUUUUGGGUUCACGACGAUCGCCAGCUGCGCGAUGGGGGUCUUCAAAACACAUUAUCUCGCCAGAAACAUGCUAGCCCUGACGCAUAACAAAGCGUACAUCCACCAGAAUAAGUCCUACUCGAGCGGUUCGAUCCAAUGGCUCGAGUAUAUAAAAAAGACUCGAAACGUGGACGUUCAUCACGCCGUAAACCACGGCGAAGUAUCGAUCGGUAAGUACUUUUUAGACGGCUACUACGAGCAGGACGGCGUCAGGCACGGUUUAGAGUUCUCGGGCUGUGUUUUCCACGGACAUUGCUGUCGCUUUGAACCCAAUCAGACGCACCCCCUGUCCGGAGUACCCUACGGGGUUCUCAGGAACCAGUUUGACGAUAAGAUUGAAAUUCUCCGGAACGCGUACGGUUUGCAAAUUGAGGUUCUGUGGGAAU